AUGAGCAGCUGGUGGGGUGACUCUGUUGUUAACUCUGAGGGCUCUGGCUCUGGGGUUAACAUCAACGGCUCUAGCGGCCCUGGCCCUCAGCGGUUUUUGAUAUCCGCAUAUGUCCCUCCUCAUCUCCGUGGCCAUCCUCCACUUUCUGACGUCCCAGCUACUCUGCCAAUCCUCUCAGACAUACCUUCAGGUCCACCGCGGCAACCUGGUAACGAGGUCCUUCCUGGAGGGAAUCGAUGGGGUGGUGCUGCCGUCCGUGACAUGCGUCGCCCGCCCUUUGCUGGCGGGCGUGGAGGUGGAUGGAACAAUAGGACUGGAGGGUUAGACCGUGGAAGGGAGCGGGAGGUGAACCCCUUUGCCAAUGAUGACGAUACUAAAGAGCCAACAUUUGACGAGGAGAAUACUGGCAUUAAUUUUGAUGCCUAUGAGGACAUCCCUGUUGAGACAAGUGGUGAUAAUGUGCCCCCUCCAGUGAGUACAUUUGCAGAGAUUGAUUUGGGUGAUGCACUUAAUGCGAAUAUACGGAGAUGCAAGUAUGUGAAGCCAACGCCAGUUCAGCGACAUGCAAUUCCUAUCUCUGUGGCUGGUAGAGAUCUAAUGGCCUGUGCUCAGACAGGAUCUGGCAAGACAGCUGCCUUUUGUUUUCCCGUGAUUUGUGGUAUAAUGAAAGGCCCACCUACGCAGAGGCCACGGGGAGUGCGGACAGCAUACCCCCUUGCCCUUAUAUUAUCUCCCACGAGGGAACUUUCAGUCCAGGUAAAUUUCCUCUUUCAAAAAUCUGUUGGUCUUUUUAGGUCUUAUCUCUUUUGCUUUUAUUGCUGCUUCUUGCCCUUUGUGAUAUUUUUUAUCCCAUACCAAAAUCUGUAGAUUCACGAGGAGGCAAGAAAAUUUUCCUAUCAAACUGGGGUGAGGGUUGUUGUUGCUUAUGGAGGAGCCCCAAUUCAUCAACAGGUUUUUUUUCCCCAUUUUUAAAUGUUGCCUUUCGAUGUUGAUCUACAUCAUGAUUCCUGUUUGUCGUUGUUCCUCAUGUUGAUGAUUGCCAAAGAACUUUGAUGACCGGGGAUGAUUGGAUUUUAAUUUCAGUGUUAAAUUUCUUCCCAUUAAUGUAGCUUUCAGAUGUCCACAUUUUAUCCAGUAACUCGCUCCUUAUGUUGCUGGAUACAUUGGAGUUAGGAUCCUUUUUUUAUUCGAAUCCCUUGAUGGAUGCUUAAACAUCGGUUGAGUUUCCUUUCUACUAUGCUUAGUUCAAAUUUGAAAUGGCUGCCCUUAUUUACUAUUGUUUCACAAUGCAUUGUCGUUGAUGAUGAAAGUGUAAUGUCUUUUAUUGUUUUAUAAGUUAUCACAGAGGCUCUAUAUAUCAGUUAUGUGUUUAAUUAGUCCUAGGAAUGAAAUUGGAAUCUAGAAAUAGUCUGGUCUUGGCUUCUGCUGUUCUGAUUUCAAUUCCAGUACAGAACCAACCAAUUCUAGCUAUGUACGGGUACCUUUUCCUGGUUUGGAGCAAUACAUGAGGAUCAUUUGAGGAAGAGAUGGAGGAGAGUAGGGUUUGCAUUUACUUUCUUUUCCUCUACUUAAGAAGGUGAUAUAGACUGAAGAAUACACAGUUUCCUGACUCUUUGAUAUUUAUAUAAAAAUUCGUUCAGAAUUCUAAAUUACGCAUUACCCCCUAAUCAGUAAGGAUUUCAAACUCACUUGAGGCUUUUUUUUUUGUUUUUUGGAAAACUGACUGGUACAACCCUAAAGGGAACUGGCCACUGCUGCUUUGUCAUGGCAGGUUUGGAUGAUAUUAUAAUUUUGCUACUAAUUUUUUAGCUGAACAUCCGCAGAGGCUCAAUUUGUUCCAUAGUAAAUUGUUUUUUGAUGUGGCUUAUUCCAGGGUUCAUAAAUUUCAUUUAUCUAAUGCUUUAAUUCCUCAUCAUUAGUAGUGUAACAGUAUUCUUCAUAAUGAUCUCUUAGAUCUAAUUAGUUGCAAGUAUUUUAUUAUAAAAAAAUAUUCAGAGAGUAUUGUUUUGUUAUAAAUAUUACCUUUUAAUCAUGGAGAACUUUUUCAUGCUAUUUCCUUGUAUAAUAUGUUUUACUCGAUCAUUAGAAUAAAUCUCCUUAGAACGCAUGUUGAUAGGCCUGUAUUGAUGUUAUUGAUGCUGCUUUUUUUUUUUUUUUUUUUUUUUUGCCCAAUUGACUGUUGUCGAUGUGACUUUGUAGCUACGGGAGCUUGAAAGAGGUGUUGACAUUCUUGUGGCGACUCCUGGCCGUUUGGUAGAUUUGUUGGAGAGAGCUAGAGUAUCAUUGCAGAUGAUCAGGUACCUUUGCCUAGAUGAGGCAGACCGAAUGCUGGAUAUGGGUUUUGAACCGCAGAUUCGAAAGAUUGUUGAACAAACGGACAUGCCUCAGAGGGGGUUUCGGCAGACUAUGAUGUUUAGUGCCACCUUUCCUAAAGAAAUUCAGGUUUACUCGCUGCCAUCUUGUUUGCAUAUCGUUCUUUUGAAAUCUAGACAUACUGAAUGUUGACUUGUUUUAUCAAUGCAUGUCUCUCUUGCUCUGUGCUUAAAAUGAACCGUCAGUGGCUGUUGUAAUGUACCAUUUUGUUUCAUGCUUUCAGGGGGAAGUUUGUUAUAGUUUUACCUCAAGCUAUACCCUGUGUAUUUAUAUCUGAUAAAUAUUUUAUACUCAAGCUAUGGUUUUUUUGUACAUUAGUUUGGUCGACGCAUUUAACAUACGUCAAGUAUCGUCAGAACUUGUGAAGAAUCCCCUAUCAAGUAGUCAGAUCGAUGCAAAGGCAUUAAACUAUACUUGCUAUUUAUAACUGCAGAUGCUAAACAUAGGCCAUUUGUCUGUGAUUUUAGACACUUUUCUAGGGCAUUAUUUUUUGAGUGUAGAACUUGUCCGACAUGUUAAACAUCUACGUGCGGGCUUGAAGUUCCUACAAUCAUCUGUACUUGAUGUAAAAUAAGAAGACCCAAAUUGCACAGUUAACACAAUGGUUCAAGUUUGACGUGCUUGUGUCCAAUUUGGAUGUCAGUUUUCGAUUGCAUUGCAAGAUUAUAACAAAAAAAGAAGGCUUCAACCAUAUAGACCCGAUUGUUAUGACUAAAUUGUUAAUAAUCUGUGCUUUUAUCCUGUUACUUAUCAUAAAAAAGGAUAUCAUUAGUUUAUCUGUUAUGUUUUAUGUAGAUUCUUCUCAGGAUCACCGAUUGUUCGUGUCUUUGACAACUUACUCCGUAGAGCACUACCUAGCUUUUCCUUUGGGUUCUUCAAGUAGCGUUCCAUUUGGGGAAUGAUUUAUGGAUAACGAAUUUUUCAGGAAAAGGCACCAUAUCUUUUGGCCACUUCUAUGUCGCUAGUCUUGCAUCAAUUCCUUAGCAACUCCUCUCAAGUAUUUGCUGGAUUGGCCGUUCCACUCUAAUCAAUCAUUCUGGUCAUAAUUCCACUAAAGCUUGUAGUGGACUCCAGAGACAUUAUCCCUUGUCAUAGUCGAUUUACCCAUCUGCACAUGUGCCAGCUGCUAUGCCUGUAGCAUGCAUUGAAUAUGCGACAUUGAUUACUACUCGUUCUCAUUGAUUGAAUAUUACCCUGUGCAUCUUGAAAGGCAUAGUUCAUGUUUUAUAGAGGUUCAGGCUUUUGUUUGACUUCUUAUUUGCUCACUUGUUUUGUGUGAUGUGCUGCAUUUCUGUUUUAUUUACGCAAUCACUCUGCCUAGUGAAUGCGAUAACAGUAUUCUCUUCUAACAUAAUAUCGAAAAUUUGCAGAGAUUGGCUUCUGAUUUCCUAUUCAAUUACAUUUUUCUGGCUGUUGGGAGGGUUGGCUCGAGUACUGACCUAAUUGUCCAGCGGGUUGAAUUUGUUCAUGAAUCGGACAAAAGGAGUCACCUUAUGGACCUUCUUCAUGCACAAAAAGCAAAUGGAACUCCUGGCAAGGUUGAAUGUUUCUCCCAUGCACUUUUUUUGUCUUUGAUUAUUUUUUCUAGUUAUAAUCAUAGAUCCUGCUUGAUUGCUCUUCACCAGUUCAAUUUGUUGCUCACACUUGGUUAUCUAUACUCUUUUGCAGCAAGCUUUGACAUUGGUUUUUGUUGAGACAAAAAAGGGUGCUGAUUCAUUGGAACAUUGGUUGUGUAUGAAGGGUUUCCCUGCGACUACUAUUCACGGGGAUAGAACACAGCAGGUAAAGUUUGUUCAUAUGUUAACAUUUGUAGCUAUAACGGGAGUACUAAGAGGAGUAAAUGUAAAUGUAAUAUACAGCUUUCCGCCAGCUUGAUAUUAUUCUAUCUUUCAUGCCCCCUUCACAGUUUCUUUUCAUAAAUGUAUGGCUUUUUUCUUGUGUAUACUUUUUUUCUCUCCAGACAGAAGCAGUUUAAGUUUGUCAUUCAGUUAUUGAUGAAAUCAGUUGUUAAUAUAGUGGAUUUGGGGAUCGUUCUCAAGAGAAUAAUGAAACUCUUGGUAGAAUGCCCAAAAGGAAACGCAGUGAACAUGCAUUAUUUUUUGACUAAACCUCAAGGAUUCAGUAUGUGCAUAGGAACCACAUAGUCGGAGAAAGGCACUUGAUUUUUGCUUCUUAAAUUAUUUUCGGAAGUUAGCAUCCAGGAACUGUUAGUCCAUGAUUUACUUUUGAUAUUACAGAACCAUAUGCUAUUCGAUCAAUAAGGGGCGGCCACUAUUUAUUCGAGCAUCUCACAGAAUUGGUUUGAUUGAACUGCGCUUGGGUUGCUUCUUGUUGUGAGAGCUGAAGUGGGGUACUUUCUCCCACUGUUGACUGGCCUCGUGACUGCUUCCCACCUUUACAGAGUUUCUUUGACCAGAAACCUCCCCAUUGCCUUGCAAAAGGUUGUUAAUCGCGUAGUCUAAUGAAAAAACUUGCUAAGUUCUAUGAUUGAUCAGACUGGGCUUAUAUGAUGAGGUUUAGAAGGAUUAUGGUGUGUGUGUUGAACCUAAUAAUGACAUGAUGAUGAUUGUGGUGAUGAUAAUAGACCUUCAUCAUAGCUUGCUUUAGAUGUGUCAGGUUUGCCAGGAUUAAGAGUUUGGUGCGGCAACGAAUUUAGCGUAAUUUUUUUUUCUGUUGUUGAAUUUCGUGCUGUAUUUCUUACGUUUGUGGUAUUUCGUUCACUAAUACAUGUAUGAUUGUUUUGUGAGUAUCUGACUAUCUAAUCCCCUCCAUCGAUGACUUCAGUUAAACUUCAUAAUAUUUUCUCCACUUAUACCUUUUUGUGUUUGAGCGAGGGAGGAAUCUUUGGGUACCCACGAUGUUGCUUUUCUAAGAUUAGGACUUGAUAUUUUUUAACUGAAAUUGUCACAGGAAUUUCUUACAUGGAUAGAUAUCCUCUUCUGGAACUUGAAAAAUUCGUAUUUAUGGCCUUUCCAACACAAUAUAACUAUGAUUUCCUACAGGAAAGAGAACUCGCCUUGAGAUCUUUCAAGAGUGGAGCCACACCGAUCCUGGUGGCCACUGAUGUUGCAGCACGAGGGCUUGACAUUCCCCACGUUGCCCAUGUUGUCAAUUUCGAUCUUCCCAAUGAUAUCGAUGACUACGUCCACAGAAUCGGGAGGACUGGGAGAGCCGGGAAGACGGGCCUGGCUACUGCUUUCUUCAACGAGAACAACACCAGCUUGUCUAGGCCUCUCUCUGAUCUAAUGGAGGAGGCAAACCAGGAAGUGCCACAGUGGUUGUCCCGUUAUGCAACCCGUUCCUCAUAUGGUGGAGGCGGGAGGAAUCGUCGAUCGGGCGGAGCCCGCUUUGGUGGUAGAGACUUCCGCAGAGACCACAAUCCGUCCCAUGGAAAGGGUGGCAGAGGUGGUGACCAUUAUGGUGGUGGCGGCAGCGGCGGUGGAUAUGGGGGUGGGUAUGGCAGAAGUGGUGGUUAUGGCUAUCCUGGAGGUGGUGAUCAUUGUGGUGGCGGUGGAGGAGGAUAUGGCAGUGGCUAUGGCAGAGGUGCAUAUGGCUACCCUGGUGGCCACAGUGCUUGGGACUGA
This is a messenger RNA of Spirodela intermedia, 5957 nucleotides long. The record is from the annotation of a GenBank genome assembly. NCBI's taxonomy places the organism in Eukaryota, Viridiplantae, Streptophyta, Magnoliopsida, Alismatales, Araceae.